GGAGCCCCCAGUUCUUUGCUAGACCACUUGCUAGCUUUCUCGAUCACUCCCUCCCUUCCUCCCUCCCUUCCUCCCGGCGGCUGUGGCGGCGCUGGGGAAGCAGCGAAGAGGAGUGGCCCUGCCCUGGAAGAAUGCGGCUCUGCCGAGGGGGCAGAACCCGACGCAGUCUCCCCGCGGUUUGAGAAGCCCGAGCCCAGGCGACCCAAUCCUGCCGGUGGCGACCCCGCACCAGAGCAGCUGGAGGCCCUGAUCGAUCUGCCCACCGGGGCCUUAGGGCCCGGGCUUCGACAUGCGGGAGGAGCCCCGGCCGCGGCCUCCGCCCUCGGGCUUCGCGGGUCUCCUGUUCCUGGCGUUGUGCAGUCGGGCCCUCAGCAAUGAGAUUCUGGGCCUGAAGCUGCCCGGCGAGCCGCCGCUGACCGCCAACACUGUAUGCUUGACGCUGUCGGGCCUGAGCAAGCGGCAGCUGGGCCUCUGCCUGCGCAGCCCCGACGUGACGGCAUCCGCGCUUCAGGGCCUGCACAUCGCGGUUCACGAGUGUCAGCACCAGCUGCGCGACCAGCGCUGGAACUGCUCGGCGCUCGAGGGCGGCGGCCGUCUGCCGCACCACAGCGCCAUCCUCAAGCGCGGUUUCCGUGAGAGUGCUUUUUCCUUCUCCAUGCUGGCGGCAGGGGUCAUGCACGCGGUCGCCACGGCCUGCAGCCUGGGCAGGCUAGUGAGCUGCAGCUGCGGCUGGAAGGGCAGCGGUGAGCAGGACCGGCUGAGGGCCAAGCUGCUGCAGCUGCAGGCUCUGUCCCGGGGCAAGAGUUUCCCCCACUCCCUGCCCAGCCCUGGCCCCGGCUCAGGCCCCAGCCCUGGCCCCCAGGACACAUGGGAAUGGGGUGGCUGUAACCAUGACAUGGACUUUGGAGAGAAGUUCUCUCGGGAUUUCUUGGAUUCCAGGGAAGCUCCCCGGGACAUCCAGGCGAGAAUGCGAAUCCACAACAACAGGGUGGGGCGACAGGUGGUAACUGAAAACCUGAAGCGGAAAUGCAAGUGCCACGGCACAUCGGGCAGCUGCCAGUUCAAGACGUGCUGGAGGGCGGCCCCGGACUUCCGGGCAGUGGGGGCAGCGUUGAGGGAGCGGCUGGGCCGGGCCAUCUUCAUCGACACCCACAACCGGAACUCUGGAGCCUUCCAACCCCGCCUGCGUCCCCGUCGCCUCUCGGGAGAGCUGGUUUACUUUGAGAAGUCCCCCGACUUCUGUGAGCGAGACCCUGCGGUGGGCUCCCCCGGCACUCGGGGCCGGGCCUGCAACAAGACCAGCCGUCUGCUGGACGGCUGCGGUAGCUUGUGCUGCGGCCGUGGGCACAACGUGCUCCGGCAGACGCGAGUGGAGCGCUGUCACUGCCGCUUCCACUGGUGCUGCUACGUGCUGUGUGACGAGUGUAAGGUCACCGAGUGGGUCAACGUGUGUAAGUGA
Molecule: messenger RNA, 1459 nt
Organism: Mirounga angustirostris (Northern elephant seal)
Lineage: Eukaryota; Metazoa; Chordata; Mammalia; Carnivora; Phocidae
Gene: WNT10B
Product: Wnt family member 10B
Exons: 5
Coding region: 290-1459 (389 amino acids)
Biological process (GO): canonical Wnt signaling pathway; cell fate commitment; multicellular organism development
Cellular component (GO): extracellular region
Molecular function (GO): frizzled binding; cytokine activity
Source: RefSeq, a predicted model, not a curated record